AUGAUGGACUUGGAGUUCCUGUCAAAGAUCCUGGGCUGGUCCUACUUUCUCUGCUGGGGCCUGGCUUCUUAUCCUCCUAUCCUCCUUAACCUCCGCUUACGCUCAGUCGAAGGCAUCUCGUUGGACUUUCUUUACCUCAACAUUGUCGGUUAUCUCUGCUACACAACAAGCAUCUGCCUGCUAUACUUCAAUCCUCUAGUUCGCGAGCAAUAUGCAGAUAAAUAUACCCCUAAAACCCCUCUGCCACUGCCUCUGCCACCAGAUACAGCCUCUUCAAGUCCAGUACCAACCCCACACCAGCGAAACUACCCCUUGAUCCAGAUCAACGAUGUUGCAUACACUGUUCACGGUCUCAUCUGUGCACUUGUAGUCUACGCACAGGUCCACUUUGCCGGUUUUAAGCGCCAUAAGUCUCAGAGAGUAUCCAAGUAUACACAGCUCAUUCUAGCUGCUGUUGGAGCAAUCUGCAUCGCCAUUGUUGGCAGCGUGCUCUAUAUUCCGCAUGCUACGGAUCUCACGCUGCUCGAUGUUGCGGAGGUCCUGGCCUAUGUCAAAGUUGCCAUGAGUACCGCUAAACAUAUACCCCAGCUGCUUUACAAUCACCAACGCAGAUCCACAAAGGGUUGGGCUAUCCAAACAACAGUCCUCGAUGUCUCCGGUGCAGGUCUCUCCAUCUGCCAGCUCAUUCUGGACGCAUACCGCAGUAAUGACAUGGGAAAUAUUCUCGGAAACACGUCAAAGCUGUCUUUGGCGUCAGUCACCAUGAUGUUUGGUGCUAUAUUUCUUAUUCAGCACUAUGUGCUUUAUCCAAGCACCCGGCCUCCAGAGGUCAUUUGUCUUGAUGGAGGUCUCAAUAAGCAACUUCAUACUUCGUGA
Magnusiomyces paraingens is the source of this 876-nucleotide messenger RNA. RefSeq lists its product as uncharacterized. Gene Ontology annotation, cellular component: fungal-type vacuole; vacuolar membrane. The record is from RefSeq and is a predicted model, not a curated record. Gene Ontology annotation, molecular function: L-cystine transmembrane transporter activity. The transcript is spliced from 2 exons. NCBI's taxonomy places the organism in Eukaryota, Fungi, Ascomycota, Dipodascomycetes, Dipodascales, Dipodascaceae. Gene Ontology annotation, biological process: L-cystine transport. Bases 1 to 876 code for a protein of 291 amino acids.